This is a messenger RNA of Coccidioides posadasii C735 delta SOWgp, 261 nucleotides long. It is a transcript of the gene APC11, whose product is annotated as ubiquitin-protein ligase Anaphase Promoting Complex. Gene Ontology annotation, biological process: positive regulation of mitotic metaphase/anaphase transition; anaphase-promoting complex-dependent catabolic process; protein ubiquitination. Gene Ontology annotation, cellular component: anaphase-promoting complex; nucleus. The record is from RefSeq and is a predicted model, not a curated record. Lineage: Eukaryota; Fungi; Ascomycota; Eurotiomycetes; Onygenales; Onygenaceae. Gene Ontology annotation, molecular function: cullin family protein binding; zinc ion binding; ubiquitin protein ligase activity.
AUGAAGGUCACGAUCAAGCAAUGGAACGCAGUGGCCACAUGGCGCUGGGACAUACCUGAGGAAGAUGUCUGCGGCAUCUGUCGAGUGCAGUUCGACGGCACCUGUCCGACCUGCAAGUAUCCCGGCGAUGAUUGCACGCUCCUGACUGGGAAAUGCGGACAUUCAUUCCAUAUGCACUGUCUCCUGACUUGGAUCGGGCAAGAAUCCUCUAAGCAGCUCUGCCCCAUGUGUAGACAAAGUAAGGAGCUUUUACUCUGCUGA